Molecule: messenger RNA, 2702 nt
Organism: Notothenia coriiceps (black rockcod)
Lineage: Eukaryota; Metazoa; Chordata; Actinopteri; Perciformes; Nototheniidae
Product: autism susceptibility gene 2 protein-like
Exons: 2
Coding region: 14-1567 (517 amino acids)
Source: RefSeq, a predicted model, not a curated record
AGGGUCCAACAACAUGUUUGGCACCAAAGAGGGGCCAGGAGGAAUGCCCACGUUCGGCAGCCCCCACCACGACACCUGGAACAGACUUCGACGCACACCGCCAUCUUUCCCCACCCCGCCACAGUGGCCCAAAAGUGCCGACGCAGAGAGAAGCAGCUCGGCCAACAGCCACGAGAGAGAGAGGGAGAGGGAACGGGAGAGAGAGAGAGAAAGGGAGAGGGAACGUGAGAAGAGAGACUCGUCUGUCGGGAAAGACGAGAAGGAUAAAGACAGGGAUUCUGUGGACCGUAAUCGCCACUCCAACCGUUCGUCUCCGGCCUCGGCGCCGGUCAGCUACCAGAUCAGCAACCUGAUCCGCUCCAACAGCCAGAACUCCUGUGACUCGGGUCGACAUCACAGCGGCAGCGUGGACCGGGUCCGUGAGGCGGAGAAGGAGCUGCUGGAGCGCCACAGAGAGUCUUCCUCGCAGGGCGACGUGAAGGUGAAGGAGAGCCGCUCGCCGGGCAAGGAAAUGCUGGAGAGGAGAUCUUCAGAGGACUCCAUCAAACCCGCUCAACGAUCUCCGUCCCCUUACUCAAAGGCGGUGAUCAACGAGCAGGGCAUGAAGAUGGCAGGUGGGCCCCCGCCUACGCUCAAGGACAGCGACAGGAAGGAGCCCCCGAUAGAGCUCCUCCACAAGGUGAAAAAUGACAUGAAGAUUAAGGAGGAGAGGAAGGAGGAGCAGGAGGUCGUGGUGGUGAGUUCUGAGCCCCCACCUCAACCCCAAACUCUUCCUCCUCAAAUGGGCCAGUCUAUGAACCCUCACCACCACCACCCGCCGUUAUCCCACCAGGCCCCUCUCCCCUUACAUCGAGGCAGUGACAUUCCAGUUCAAGGCAUGCACGGCGUCCCCAUGGCUCACUCGCUGCCUCUCUCCAUGGGGGGCAUGCCUCAGAUGGGCAGCCUUAAUGUGCUCGAUCGGGCUCGUAUGGCUCCCUUUAUGGGUGUGAGCCCUAUGGCGGGAAGGGAACGCCUCCCGCACCAGUCCUUCCCAUGGGACCCGCUCCGAGAGGCGUACCGCAGCCUGGACCUGCAGCGGCGCAUGGACUUCCAGCUCAGGGCGGAGCAGGGACACCGCUUCCCCAGCAUGUACGAGCAGGAGCGAGCGUACCGCGAGAGGGAGGCGCACGACUACUCCCACCACGAGCACCUGUUGGAGGUACGGCGAGAGCACGAGAGGAUGAGGCAGCAGGUGGAGGAGCGAGAGCGCAUCCAUCUGAGGGAGGAGCUGGACAGAGCGCGCCUCCAUCAGCUGCACCAGUCCCCCAUGGAGGGCCAUCUACCCCACAUGGCCCCUUUUAUGCCCCACCUAGGCGGCAUGCCCUACCCUAGACUCAGCCCCUCCACGGGACACAACGGCCCCAUGAACAGGACACCCCCUACAGCCGCUUUAAGCGCACCUCCACCCCUUGUGCCAGCUGGUAGUGCCAGGCCAGUCUCACCCAGGAGGACUACCCCCCUCACCUCCACCCAGGACCCCCGGGACUACUCCCCGUCUCGCAACCCCAAAGAGGUAGAGGCUCGGUAGCUUCUUAGAAAGUCUUUCAGCCCCCUAAUCUGAACUCCGAUAGUGAACAAAAUGCACUGCUCUUCACCAGGAGAGAGCAAACCUCCCUAAGGGAAAGAGUAUGAUUGUACAAAGUAAAGGUGUGUAAGGCUGAUUAAGCACAUGCCAUGACUUUAUUUUUAACGGACUGGAGGUCGAACAAUGUCGGUAAAGAGAACAUAAAUAUGUGUAUGUUUAUAUCCGGCUUAAAUAUUUGAUAAUUAUUAAUAUAUUAAUCAAAUACCUUUUUUCAGCUUUGUGCGAAAAGAGAGGUCCUGAAAUGAGUUUGUACAUUUCCUAUCCGUGUUCCAUGUAUAGAUAUCAUUUCUAUGAAUUGUAUGUAUUUUGUGCAUUACGCCUUUUACAAUAUUUAUCCCAGUUGAUUGUGAGACAUAUCCAUUAUGACCCACUGUAAAGACUGGACUUCAUUUCAACUUUCAGUUAUUUAACCUCAUGGUACCAGGAUAUCCUCAAUGAUGAAAAUGUACAAAGUUACAUUACGGAUUUUUGUUUUGUUCAAUUGUUUUGCCUUUGAGAUAUGCAGAUAAAUAUAUAUUAUGAGGUCUUUGUUCAGUCUCUGUAAAGAAAACUGAUGUAAAUAACCUGUUGAUAUUUCUUCGCUGCAAAAUGACCGUGUACAUUUAUUAGUCUUUUUAACCAUUUCUAGAAAAAUGAAAUGAAAUGAAACAUGGGGGAUCACGUCCCUGUUGGAUAUCAUGGAAACAGACAAGCCUGGCCAAUGGGUGAUUGACUGGAGGGUGUUGUAAGGGGGCCUAGAAGGAUCAUCUGCAAUCUAUGCAAAGCAGCACACAGCACCCUUAUGAACCCGGACGGAGCGGACGAUACGAGAGACACUUGGAUUAACACAUGUUUAUAGAAAAAUGAUGGAAUUAUGAAAAGACUUCCAAGUCAAAAACUGGACCAGCCCCGGACAGAAAAGAAGGACACUUUUUCGAGUGGGCGGCAAAACGGACUUUCUCUGUCAACCUUGUGGUGUUGUGCAGUUGUUUUUCUUAGACUCUUGUAUACAAAACAAGUAGAGUUUUAGGCGUGCAAAAAAAUGAAAAUGAACAUUCUUGGUUUAAAAUGUACGGAAUAAAGUUUGGACCUAAUGUCA